AUGGAUAUAUUAAAGAUUAUAACAAUUGUAAUUUUAUUAAUUUUUGUAAAUAUAGUAAAUUCUCAAUAUUCUGCAAAUUGGACAGAAUUAAAUAAAAGACCAAAUCCUGCUUGGUAUGACGAGGUUAAAUUUGGAAUUUUCAUUCAUUUUGGUAUUUAUUCAGUUCCAGCAUUUAAUAAUGGGUCUUAUGCAGAAUGGUAUUGGUGGAAUUUAGAGACUGGAAAUUUUGCUCCAAUGUUUAAUUUAAGAGAUUUUGAUGCAAAUGAUUGGGCUCAAACUAUUGAAAAAUCUGGUGCAAAAUAUGUGGUUCUGACAUCAAAACACCACGAAGGUUAUACUCUUUGGCAAUCAAAUCAAUCUUGGAAUUGGAAUUCUGUUGAUAAUGGCCCUGGUAUUGAUAUUGUUGGUGAGCUUACAAAAGCAGUUAAGAAUUUAGGAAUGCAUAUGGGUUUAUAUCAUUCGCUAUAUGAAUGGUAUAAUCCACUAUACAAUUCAGAUAAAGACUCUGGUAAUCCCCCCAAAAAAGAUGUAUAUGUGCAACAAGUUUUAAUGCCAAUGCUAAUGGAUCUUGUUAAUACUUACGAACCACAUAUUAUUUGGGCUGAUGGUGAAUGGGAACAAACAUCUAGUUAUUGGAAAUCCACAGAAUUUUUAUCAUGGUUAUACAGCGAUAGUCCUGUAAAAGAUCAAGUAGUUGUUAAUGAUAGAUGGGGAUCUGAAUGCAGAGGUGUUGAUGGAGGUUUUUUCACAGGUAACGAUCAUUGGCAACCAGGUCAUUUAGUUUCGCACAAGUGGGAAAAUUGUGAAACUUUUGAUAACUCUUAUGGAUAUAACCAAUUUCAACCUGCAAAAGCAUAUUCAAACUCAACAGAGUUAAUUAGAGAAUUUGUUGAAACAGUAGCUUGUGGUGGCAAUUUCUUAUUAGAUAUAGGCCCCGAUUCCGAAGGAGUUAUACCAAUCAAUGAACAAAAUAAUCUUUUAGAUAUGGGUUUUUGGUUACAAAUCAAUGGUGAAGCUAUUUAUGGAUCCUCACCUUGGAGAGUACAGAAUCAAACAGAAAGUAUUUGGUUUACCACAAACACAACCAAUGGUAAUGUCUAUGCAUUCGUCUAUGAAUAUCCUGAAACUGGUCAAAUAGUAUUAAAGGAUCCACAAUGUAAAUCUUCAAGUGUAGUAACUCUAUUAGGUUUUAAAAGCUCUGCUAAAAUUACAACUCAAUUACCCAAAAACGAUCAACCUGGAAUAACUUUAAAUUUACCUUUUGCUGCACCACAAGAUUAUCCACCUUUCGUUUAUGUAUUUAAAUUUACUGGUUGUGAAUAAAAUAAAAAAAAUUUCCAUACAUAUUUUUUAUACAAAUAAAAAAUAUUUUAACAG
Dictyostelium purpureum is the source of this 1377-nucleotide messenger RNA. RefSeq lists its product as uncharacterized. Bases 1 to 1323 code for a protein of 440 amino acids. Gene Ontology annotation, molecular function: alpha-L-fucosidase activity. Gene Ontology annotation, biological process: glycoside catabolic process; fucose metabolic process. Lineage: Eukaryota; Evosea; Eumycetozoa; Dictyosteliales; Dictyosteliaceae. The record is from RefSeq and is a predicted model, not a curated record. Gene Ontology annotation, cellular component: lysosome. The transcript is spliced from 7 exons.